Molecule: messenger RNA, 849 nt
Organism: Kluyveromyces marxianus DMKU3-1042
Lineage: Eukaryota; Fungi; Ascomycota; Saccharomycetes; Saccharomycetales; Saccharomycetaceae
Exons: 1
Coding region: 1-849 (282 amino acids)
Source: RefSeq, a predicted model, not a curated record
AUGAAUAGAUCAUCGAUUAUAAUUCAACUCAGAGAGAAUAAGCAAUUUAGUUUUGAAAACCCGGAAAAACUCACCAUGAUUAAAUUAGUGGGUCAUAUUUCUCCUUUAAACCAAACAUUGUUAAACAAGAUUAUUGCUGAAAUGGUCCAAUCGUUUUUAAAAGCAACACUCGAAUUUAAUGAAGAACUCUUAGAAGGUUUCAUGUAUCCAAGAGGAAUAUACUCUCUGCUGCAUAAAUACAACCAUGAAAACCCGGAUAAAUCUGAAGCCCAUGACUUUAAAGUGCAUGAUUUAGGCCAUGCACAAAUCCUAGAUAUAAUAAACAUUAGGAGAGUGAUACUUAAAACACAGCAUGCGUUACUGAACGUAGAAGAUAGAGAUUUUGCAUUAGUCAUUCAAAACCUGUGCAAAAAACUGGAAUUUCUAGUGUACGAAUUAUUAAGGAACCUAAGCAUCUAUAUAGAGGUUCCUAGAUGCUCGAAAUUAUACAAAGUGAUACUGACCGAACAACUUCCGAACUUCCAGGAGUUUUUUUCGGCUUACAAACAACUAAAUUUAAUUACAAACGCUCUACUGGAGACUGCUAUGAAAACUGGACAAGAUAACAGCAAGUACUUCGAGAUGGAUAUUUCGUUAUCGGAAGCUGUAACCAAAUUCAUAAAAUCUAACGACAAAUGGUUGUUGAACAUGUUAAUAAACUCUAAUGGCUUUUGCGAGUAUCAAAGUUCUCAAAUAAGUGUGAACCCAGAAAGUCCACUUUCGCCGAUCAAAAUGGUACGCUCAGCAUCCUUCAAGAAAUUUAAUCAAGAAAGAAAGAAUCGCCUUCGGUUAUUUCACAGAUCUCUUUAA